Messenger RNA from Schistocerca cancellata (South American locust), 1052 nucleotides. Its product is annotated as leucine-rich repeat-containing protein 38-like. Gene Ontology annotation, cellular component: extracellular matrix. The record is from RefSeq and is a predicted model, not a curated record. NCBI's taxonomy places the organism in Eukaryota, Metazoa, Arthropoda, Insecta, Orthoptera, Acrididae. Bases 142 to 864 code for a protein of 240 amino acids. The transcript is spliced from 4 exons. Gene Ontology annotation, molecular function: protein binding.
AUUUCUGUUUUAUAAGAGGGGAAAACCAGCUACUGUUUGGAUAACCUUUCUUAUCUCUCAUGGCGCCUGUCUAGAUAAAAGUCCUGUGCUUCACACAAUAUUGUUAUUACAGAAUCUGGAUAGUUAGCAACAUCACUUAAGAUGAAGCACCUGUUAAUACUGUUCUUGGCCGUACUCUCUGCUGGGAGUAAUACUGUUGAUGAUGGGGGCUGUAUAUGUGAUGUGAGUCCUAGCGGUCACAUAGCAAACUGCGAGUACCGUAACUUAACAGCUGUGCCUGAAUGUGUUCCCCGUGAAGUCCAAAUGCUCCUUGUCUCAGGAAAUCCAUUGCUUUUAAAUAAAGAGACUUUCCAUCGUUUUGAAAACCUGACAAAACUUAUCAUGCGAAAAGUAAAUGGAGUAAACACACAUCUGCCAGGGAAUCUGUUUUCUGGAAACCCAUAUAUAGAGUGGAUUUCAAUGGGUUGGAAUAAUUUAAAAUCAUUGCCAAACAACCUUUUUGCUGGCUUGCUUUGGCUGAAGAACUUGGAUUUGUGGGCAAAUGAACUCACAGAAAUACCACUGGCUGUAAGGACCACAACAUCUCUUGAAAUUCUUACCCUGGAUCGGAAUAAGAUUGAGACACUGGAUGUCGAAAUGCUGGCCCCACUUUCCUCACUUAAGAGGUUGAGCCUGCGCCGGAACCCUCUCCGCUGUGACUGCGAGCUGCAGCCCGUCUUCCAGUGGGCCCAGGAGCGCAACGUGACCCACGUACUGACCGCCCAGUGCGAGACGCCAGACAGCCUGCAGGGGCGAACCUUGCUCUACGCUUUCUCCAGUAUGGACUGUGAGCUCUCGAACGACUUGGCUCUUAAUUUAGUCUGAUGGGACCUCAUCAUCAUCAUCAUGACAUCUUAUGUGCCUCAAGACGGAGGCUGACCACACUGUGCUUUUUUAUUUGUUUAGAAGCUAGUGGCCAUUAAUCUUAAGCAAUAAAAUAAAAUGUUCUGAUUGACUGCUAACUUGUUAUAAAUCAAUGCCAGAAAUAUAUCAUCGUUCUUGUUGUAAUAUUA